AUGUCCCUCUCGACAGUCCAGCCCGCAGAUCCGCAGAUCCCAACACCAACACCAGACCAACAAGACCCCAAACCCCAGAAAGACCUCGAACCCACACUACCCACAGCGCAAACCAAAAAAUAUCUCCACCGCAUAUCCCUGCACCCAACGCUAACCCCCUACCGCCGGCGCGUGUAUCGGACGCUCCUCUCCGUCCCGCCAGGUCGGUGGACCACCUACUCGGCGAUGGCGACGUACCUAGGCUCCAGCGCGCGGGCGGUCGGAAACGCGAUGCGCACUAACCCCUUUGCACCGGAGGUGCCGUGUCAUCGGGUGCUUGCGGCAGAUGGGUCGUUGGGUGGGUAUAAGGGGGAGUGGAAGGUUGAUGGGCAUAAGGCUGGCGGUGGGUUUUGUGAGGAGAAGAGGUUGAGGCUUGAGGAGGAAGGGGUUGUUUUUUUGGAUGGGAAGGUUAGGGGGGUUUGUUUUAAGGAAUUUGUGGAUUUGGGGGCUAAUGACGCAAACAAUAUCUGCGGCAUAAUCUACUACACCCAUACAGACAAACAGCCGGGGCCAAAUCCUUGGGGGGGGGGGGGGGAUAUACCCUCUCCCCUCCCAACAACAGCAGCCUACAACCUAACAGACACCGGCGAAGACGAACCCGCCUCAACCCUACUCCCCAUAAUCUCAACCCAGCUCUCCCUAAACGCGACAGACUUCUUCUACAACGAAGCCCUCUCAGCAACCGCCUCCCUAAACAACUACUCCAUCCACCUCUGGCACCUAAAUGGCACCUCAAUACAAGGAAAUUGGGCACAGCCCACCCUCCGUAAUUCCAGCACAGCAGCCACAACCAACAAAAAUGCCAUCGUAUCAAUCCCCCAAACGAAUACCUGGGUCCUUGUCGUCAUAGAAAUGACAAUGAAUAUAGCACACCUGAUCCACCUGCAUGGACACCACUUCCGCGUCGUAGGGCAAGGAUACAGAUUCUGGAACGGGUUUACAUCUUCGUCUACAUCUACAUCCCGGGACCGGGGUACCGGGCUAAAUCUCAACUUCGCAGCCGGCGCACUCCCGAAAUGCGAUACCCAACUGCUGCCCGGGAUAGGGUAUAUAGUUCUUGCGUUCCGCUCGGAUAAUCCCAGUGCGUGGUUCAUGCACCGUCAUAUUGAGUGGCAUCUUGAUCAGGGGGUUGCGUUGUGGUUUGUUGAAAAGGGGGAGGAUAUUGAGGAGCUUUUUGGAGGUGUUGAUGUUGAUGGGGCUCGGGAUUGGAGGGGAUUUGUGAAUGUCCUUAAGAGGAAUUGUCGGACUUGA
Penicillium samsonianum is the source of this 1290-nucleotide messenger RNA. RefSeq lists its product as uncharacterized. The coding region runs from base 1 to 1290 and encodes 429 amino acids. NCBI's taxonomy places the organism in Eukaryota, Fungi, Ascomycota, Eurotiomycetes, Eurotiales, Aspergillaceae. The record is from RefSeq and is a predicted model, not a curated record. Gene Ontology annotation, biological process: DNA repair. Gene Ontology annotation, molecular function: oxidoreductase activity; methylated-DNA-[protein]-cysteine S-methyltransferase activity; copper ion binding. The transcript is spliced from 2 exons.